GCAAUUAAAAAAGAAGAAUUACCCUACUUGUUAAAUUCUUUUUUUAAAAUACAGUUUUAAUCUAUUUCUAAUGUUGAAAAGACCUAAAUAAUGAAUGUUUUUAGUUGUUCUGAGUGUCGAAAAGAAUAUACACUUUUAAUCAAUUUAAGAAGACAUGCAAAAACAUCCCAUCCAGAUAAAGUCGAUACAAUAGCCCCUCACAAAACUUACAAGUAUGAAUGUGAACCGUGCAAGAAAAGGUUUAACCAUUUAAGGGAUUUUAAGUGCCACAAAAACAAACAUCAACUUUCGUCUCAAUUGAAAACUGUAUCAAAACAUAACUGUUCCCUAUGUAAUUUUAAAGGAUCUAAAGUCAAUUUAAUAAAUCAUUUCGAAUCUAUUCACAAUAUAAUAAUCAAGACAAAUACUUUUGAAUUUAAUUCAUUUGAAAAUUUUAUUGUGUGGAAGAGUGAAGUAGAGAAAAAUACAAAAUCACAGUUUGUGAAAGAGAGAGGUACAGUUUCUUUUAAAAAUAAAACUAUUAUUAAAUACAAUUGCCAUCGCUCUGGUUAUUAUGUUGCAAAGGGAAAAGGAUUACGCCGUUUAAAAAGAAAGGGUUCAAAUAAGAUAAAUGGAUUUUGUCCAGCUUCCAUGGUAGUGCACAUGGUUGAAAAUGGAAAAUGCAAAGUAUCUUUUAUUGAUCAACAUGUUGGUCACGAAAAUGAGGAGAUUGGUUAUUGGGCUCCAACAUAUAAAAAGCGAAAAACUAAAAAUGAAACAAAAAAAUCCAUUCAUAAAAUAAGAUACGAUUCAGAUUUUAUCAAAGAAAAAGCUUACGAACCCCCAGUUGAUAAUGUUUUAGAAUACAGUUUGGCGGUAGCAAAGGGAAAAGAAUUUAUAAUUUCGCAUAUAAUUCCCCAUCUGUAUAAAGUAGCUGAAGGCAUUAUUUGUAUCGAACAAGCAGAUGAAUUUAAAAAACUUUGUGCUCCAAUAGCAUCGACGUUAGCUGAAAUUGGAAAUAGAUAUACGGAAAUUAAGAAACAUGGACAUUAUUCUUGACUGGAAAUUAUUAAAUUAGAUUGUUGUUAUUAGAAAUAGAACCCCUACAUAUCAAAAGAUUUUCAACUUCGCCUCUGUUUUUGUUAAUCAUAAUUAUUUAUAAAUAACUCUUUUUUAAGUACAAAAAAUAAUAUGUAUUUCUGAAUAAUAAUAAAAUAAAUUAAAAUGAA
Diorhabda carinulata is the source of this 1208-nucleotide messenger RNA. RefSeq lists its product as uncharacterized. NCBI's taxonomy places the organism in Eukaryota, Metazoa, Arthropoda, Insecta, Coleoptera, Chrysomelidae. Bases 91 to 1038 code for a protein of 315 amino acids. The record is from RefSeq and is a predicted model, not a curated record. The transcript has 3 exons.